CUUAGUUAUCCAUUUUACACCUUUAAAAUAAAAUUGCAAUUUCUCUGCAGGCACUAGGCAUAAAAAAAAAACAUAUGACGCAACCGACAGUUAGAAUCAAAUGCCGAGGAAACACUGGUACUGGGAGAAACCCUUUUUUCCCUUUUUUUUUUUAAUUAUUUUUUUAAAAAGGGGUAAGUAAUCCCACGUAAUGAAUUUGACCACUCUUGCUCGUGGAAGCAUAAGCCAUUCGCACGUAAGUAGCAUGUAAGGCAACAACUGCCACGCUGCACGGGCUAUGCCUCCAAAACUCGCCCGCUCCCAAAGCUUCAACUGGCCCCAUGAAAUGGACAGUGUAUAACAAAACAACCUUCAUCAAAGGGAAAAAUGCAAAACAAAAUGAAUUGCAAUAUCUAUUGUUUUUGCUCCACGGAAGUCAUGUAUGGGCCCGUAAUGAAUCUUAGCCAUGCUUCUGGAUAGGAAAAAAAUAACCAAAAAAGAAAAGAAAAACCUUAACCAUGGCCUUUAAUAGGCGAGCUCAAAUAUCUUGUUCUUUCUCUUUGCCAGUUCAUAUGAACAGAGAUUAGUCUGCUGCGUUGGCUUUGAAUAGAAGAAUAGAAUGAUCAGACUGAAUUUGUACUGCUCUCUUAUUCCUAGUGCAAGACAUAACAAGCUUGGGCGCAGCUAUGGUUCAAGCUUACCCAAGUACCAUAGAACACAAAAGCCUUCUUGGCUGCUUUCAGUAAGGGCUUUGAGAGAUGAGACAGAUGGAGGUACAAGCCACUCCCAAGGCCAAAGUUGGGACCCUGGCUUGGAAAUUGAGGUCCCCUUUGAACAAAGACCGGUGAAUGAGUACUCAUCUCUGAAGGAUGGAGUUUUGUACUCAUGGGGCGAACUGGGACCAGGCCCCCUUUUCCUUCGUGUAGGAGGGUUAUGGUUAGUAACUUUCACUGUUCUUGGAGUUCCAAUAGCUGCUGCAAGCUUUGAUCCUUCAAGAGUAAGUCUGAAAUAAUAACAAUAUGCUGUAAUAUGCACAACAGGGAUAAUUAUAAGCUCAGGUGCUAUCAUCAUAUAUCUAAAACAAUAAUUCAAAUGACAAGAAAUUCUCCAUUAGUGAUAAAUGCUAACUGCAGAGUGGAUCCUGCUUGGCAAGAAGUUGUCCUCAACCACUAGACCAAUGCCUCAUUGACAAAAAUUUGGCUAAAUGUUAAGUUGAAUCCUGCUCAACAAGACUGUCCACACCAUUUUCUCCAAAAACAACUCAAAAAUUUAGUUCAAGCAUAGGAGAGUACAGAAAUAUUUCAUUCCACAUAAUAUUGUACUUGCACACAAUGAUUUCAUGUUAUCUUUGUGACUCAUUCUCAUCUUGCAGGAACCUUUAAGAUUCAUACUAGCUGCUGGAACAGGAACUCUUUUCUUCGUGUCUUUGAUUCUUUUAAGAAUUUAUCUGGUAUGACUACCUUUUUAUAGUUACCAAUUCUUAAUCUUGGAGUGCGUAAAGUGUAUUUAUGCUGACUACAGACAAAAUCAUUCUCGUAGAAUGGUUACAUAAACCUCCAAAAGUUUCCAUGCCAGUUUCAUGAUUAAAUUACUUAUACACUUUUCAAAUUCCAGGGUUGGAGUUAUGUUGGUGACAGACUUCUAUCAGCUGUGGUACCAUAUGAAGAAAGUGGAUGGUAUGAUGGUCAGAUGUGGGUAAAGCCACCUGAGGUUAGUACAUACUCUGUUUCCUUUUCUAUCUUUCUAGACCAGAAUAAAAACAGAUGAGUGAC
Messenger RNA from Rubroshorea leprosula, 1751 nucleotides. The record is from the annotation of a GenBank genome assembly. NCBI's taxonomy places the organism in Eukaryota, Viridiplantae, Streptophyta, Magnoliopsida, Malvales, Dipterocarpaceae.